Melanotaenia boesemani (Boeseman's rainbowfish) is the source of this 1562-nucleotide messenger RNA. RefSeq names its product tubulin tyrosine ligase-like family, member 9 (gene ttll9). Gene Ontology annotation, biological process: microtubule cytoskeleton organization; protein polyglutamylation. Bases 116 to 1417 code for a protein of 433 amino acids. Gene Ontology annotation, molecular function: tubulin-glutamic acid ligase activity; ATP binding; tubulin binding. The record is from RefSeq and is a predicted model, not a curated record. NCBI's taxonomy places the organism in Eukaryota, Metazoa, Chordata, Actinopteri, Atheriniformes, Melanotaeniidae. The transcript has 14 exons. Gene Ontology annotation, cellular component: cilium.
CCUCAUGUUGUGAGAUUCUUCAACGAAAUUUAUAAAGGUUCACUAACUUGGGAGGCUGCUAAAUAUAAAUGAAACACUAGCUUCCUUUCUUUCCUAUUUGACGCUGAGCGUAUCCAUGUCAAAGUACAAGCCAUCUGGAAACAAAGGCUUGUGUGAAAAUGGGAAGAGUGAGGAACGGGAGGGCAGAAGUUGUGUGCGUUACAAAUGUGGCCUUAUCAACACUAUACAGGAUGUCCUGCGCCAAAGACCAAACUGGGUUGAAGUUAAAGAUGAUGGAGAGUGGGACUUCUACUGGUGUGAUGUGGGCUGGCUUAGAGAGUAUUUCGAUCAUACAUACAUGGGAGAACAUGUCAGAAUAAAUCACUUUCGCAACCAUUACGAGCUGACGCGCAAAAAUCUCAUGGUGAAAAACCUGAAAAGGUACCAGAAAAAUCUUGAAAGGGAUCCAAAUGUGGCAUCCAAAUGUGAUUUUUUUCCAUGCACCUUUGCCCUGCCUAGUGAGUACCAUCUCUUUGUAGAGGAGUUCAAUAGAAGCCAUGGCAGCACCUGGAUAAUGAAGCCGGUAGCAAAGUCUCAAGGCAAAGGGAUUUUUCUGUUCAGGAAACUAAGAGAUGUUAUUGAAUGGAGGAAGGACAGCUCCCGAGCAGAAGAACAGAAGGAUGCAACACAUGUGGAAAACUAUGUAGCACAACGCUACAUAGAGAACCCUUACUUAAUAAAUGGCAGGAAAUUUGAUCUAAGAGUUUAUGUCCUGGUCACAUCAUAUGUUCCUUUGAAAGCCUGGCUAUAUCGGGAUGGCUUUGCCCGCUUUACAAGCACUCGCUUUUCCCUUAGCAGCAUCGAUGAUAAGUAUAUGCACCUUACCAAUGUGUCUGUCCAAAAGACAGCACCUGACUAUGAUCCAGAAAAGGGAUGCAAAUGGCAGAUACAACAGCUACGGAGAUAUCUGACUGCCAAGCAUGGUAGAGAGCUUGUGGAAACCCUCUUUAAAGAGAUUGAUAACAUCUUCAUCCAAAGUCUGCAGAGUGUGCAAAAAGUCAUUAUAAAUGACAAACACUGUUUUGAGCUCUAUGGUUACGACAUACUACUGGAUCAGAACCUUAAACCGUGGUUAAUUGAAGUGAAUGCUUCUCCAUCACAGACACCCAGUAGUCAAGAGGAUUAUGAGAUGAAGUGCAAACUGCUGGAGGACACUUUGAAUGUUGUUGAUAUGGAGGGAAGACUCACUGGCAAGGAAAAGAGAGUGGGAGGCUAUGAUCUCAUGUGGAAUGAUGGGCCCGUCUAUAGAGAGGAUGUCAACCUACAAACAUUUGGCAGCUCAUGUUUCACUGCCAACACACACUUAGGGUGUGUGAAUGACAGAGAGAAGCAGCUUCGCCUCCUACUGAAACCAUUCCCAUUUCAGAAGAAGGUGUAACUGCAUCAAGAAUUUCUAACCAGCCACUUCAGCAGUACAUGUGACAGUUUAUCAUUAAGGUGGAAGAGGAGCCUUUAAUGGACAUCAGUCUUGGUUCAAAUCUGAAUAUUUAAAUAUGUUAAUUAAAUGUUCUUAAAAGUAAUUU